UCUCAGCUCCUGUGCCUGUGGCCGUGGCCUUGGUGGCACCCUUCCCCAGUGGCCAGCCCAGGGCUUCCCCCACCCAUGCAGUCUCCUACCCUCACUGCCCAGGGCCUCAGUAGCCCCCUCUUUGGGGCCUACACUCUCCCCACCUUCAAGUUCCAGCCUCGCCGUGAGAGUGUGGACUGGAGGCGCAUCAAUGCCCUGGAUGUGGACCGCGUGGCACGGGAGCUGGACGUGGCUACCCUGCAGGAGAACAUCGCUGGUGUCACUUUCUGCAACCUGGACCGGGAGGUGUGCGGCCGCUGUGGGCAGCCCGUGGACCCAGCGCUGCUCAAGGUGCUGCGGCUGGCGCAGCUCAGCAUCGAGUACCUGCUGCACUGCCAGGACUGCCUGAGCACCAGCGUGGCCCAGCUGGAGGCGCGGCUGCAGGCCAGCCUGGGCCAGCAGGAGCGUGGCCAGCAGGAGCUGGGCCGACAGGCCGACGAGCUCAAGGGCGUGCGGGAGGAGAGCCGGCGGCGGCGCAAGAUGAUCAGUGCCCUGCAGCAGCUGCUCCUGCAGACGGGCACCCACAGCUACCACACCUGCCACCUGUGUGACAAGACCUUCAUGAACGCCACCUUUCUCCGGGGCCACAUCCAGCGCAGGCACGCAGGCGUGGUGGAAGGCGGAAAGCAGAGGAAGCAGGAGCAGCCAGUGGAAGAGGUGUUAGAAGAGCUACGGGCCAAACUGAAGUGGACCCAAGGGGAGCUGGAAGCCCAGAGGGAGGCGGAGAGGCAGCGGCAGCUCCAGGAAGCAGAGAUCAUUCGCCAAAGGGAAGCAGAAGCUAAGAAAGAAUUUGAUGAAUGGAAAGAAAAAGAGCGGGCGAAGCUAUAUGGGGAAAUAGACAAGCUCAAAAAAUUAUUUUGGGAUGAAUUUAAAAGUGUUGCCAACCAGAACUCUACCUUAGAGGAGAAGCUGCAGGCACUGCAGUCCCACAAUAUGAUGAAGUCCAACCUGGGGUCCCUGCGGGAUGAGGAGCCUGAGGAGAGACUCAGGCAGGCUCAGGAGCUCUGGGCUCUGAAGGAGAAGAUGGAAAUUCAGAAAACAGAAUGGAGGAGGAAAAUGAAGGCACUGCAAGAAGAGCACGCAGCUCAGAAGAGAGAGCUGCGGGAGCAGAACGAGAGGCUCCAGGCUACCCUGUCUCAGGAUCAGAGGAAAGCAGCCGCCCAGACCCAGCGCCAGAUCCAUGCCCUCCGCGCCCAGCUCCAGGAACAAGCCAGGCUCAUUGCCUCCCAGGAGGAGAUGAUGCAGGCCAUGUCUCUCCGGAAGGUGGAGGGGAUCUGUGAAGGCCCGAAGGCUGUGGACACAGAUGAGGACUCUUCCGAGGAAGAGCUGGAGGACUCCCACAGUGGACAGCAGAAGGUGCUAGAAGCCCUGAGGCGAAACCCCACCUUGCUGAAGCAAUUCAGGCCAGUCCUGGAGGACACCCUGGAGGAAAAGCUGGAAAGCAUGGGGAUAAAGAGAGAUGCCAAGGGAAUUCCCGCGCAGACCCUCAGACACCUGGACUCCAUCCUGCGAGCCCAGCGGGAGCAGAAGGCCAGGAGGUUUUCUGAGUUUCUGAGCCUGAGGGAGAAGCUCAUUAAGGAAGCCACCAGCAGAGUGAAGGCCAGACAGAAGGACAGGGCCCCGGUGUCCCAGCCAGAGGGCGAGGUGCCAGGCAGACCCAACCUGAGCUCUUUGUGCAAAGGAAGUUUCCAAAGUGUGGUCCACACAUCUCUGGGAGUCAAAAGCCAGCAGAGCCCACUGGUCACUAAAGAGGUCCAGCCAAAGGCCAGGACCCAGCAUGUGGCACAGCCAUCCAAGCCUGCAGAGCCCGCUGUGACAAGUCUUCAGAGCCGCAGCAGCCAUAGCCUGGGCCUGGCCCUGGGGCCCACCCCUACUCCUCGCUCCAGAGCACCUGGACCCUCUGGCACCCCUUCUUCCCCAGGGCCUGGGCUGAGUACGCCCCCGUUCAGUUCCGAAGAGGACUCGGAGGGAGAUGCUGGGCCGCGUGCUUCCCUGCAGCCCCCGAGAGCUCUUUCGAGGGUGGGGCCCCGGCCGCAGGAUGACUCAGACUGGUCUGACACCGAGACCUCGGAGGGGAGUGCCCAGGCCCCUGGCAAGGGCUCGGGUGGGCUGGCCUCCUCAGGAACGCUGGUGCAGUCGAUGGUCAGAAACCUCGAGAAGCAGUUGGAGGCUCCAGUCAAGAAGCCUGCUGGAGGGGUCAGUCUGUUCUCAGUGCCCAGUGCCGGGCCACAGAGAGCUGCUGUGCCAGGAGGAAAGCCCCAGCUUUCUGAGGAUGAAAGUGACUUGGAGAUCUCUUCCUUGGAAGAUCUCCCACAGGACCUAAACCAGAGAGAGAAACCGAAGCCCUUGUCUCGCUCAAAGUUCCCGGAGAAGUUUGGCGCCAGCUCUUGGAGCCCCAGUCAACCCAGGGUCCCUGGCUGGUGA
This is a messenger RNA of Budorcas taxicolor (takin), 2463 nucleotides long. It is a transcript of the gene DZIP1L, whose product is annotated as DAZ interacting zinc finger protein 1 like. Bases 76 to 2463 code for a protein of 795 amino acids. Lineage: Eukaryota; Metazoa; Chordata; Mammalia; Artiodactyla; Bovidae. The record is from RefSeq and is a predicted model, not a curated record. The transcript is spliced from 16 exons. Gene Ontology annotation, biological process: cilium assembly. Gene Ontology annotation, cellular component: ciliary basal body; cytoplasm.